AUGAUAGAGGAUACAAUGACUUUGCUGUCUCUGCUGGGUCGCAUCAUGCGUUACUUCUUGCUGAGACCGGAGACUCUCUUCCUGCUCUGCAUCAGCCUGGCCCUGUGGAGUUACUUCUUCCACACCGACGAGGUGAAGACCAUCGUCAAGUCGAGCCGGGACGCCGUGAAGAUGGUCAAGGGCAAGGUGGCCGAGAUCAUGCAGAACGACCGGCUCGGGGGGCUCGACGUGCUCGAGGCCGAGUUCUCCAAGACCUGGGAGUUCAAGAGCCACAACGUGGCGGUCUACUCCAUCCAGGGCCGGAGGGACCACAUGGAGGACCGCUUCGAAGUGCUCACCGACCUGGUCAACAAGACCCACCCGUCCAUCUUCGGCAUCUUCGACGGGCACGGCGGCGAGUCGGCCGCCGAGUAUGUGAAGUCGCGGCUGCCCGAGGCCUUGAGGCAGCACCUCCAGGACUACGAGAAGGACAAGGAGAACAGCGCGCUCUCCUACCAGGCCAUCCUGGAGCAGCAGAUCCUGGCCAUCGACCGAGAGAUGCUGGACAAGCUCACCGUCUCCUACGACGAGGCAGGGACCACGUGUCUGAUCGCCCUCCUGUCGGACAAGGACCUCACCGUGGCCAACGUGGGAGACUCGAGGGGCGUCCUGUGCGACAAGGACGGGAACGCCAUUCCUCUGUCUCACGACCACAAGCCUUACCAGCUGAAGGAGAGGAAGAGGAUCAAGAGAGCCGGCGGCUUCAUCAGCUUCAACGGCUCGUGGCGGGUGCAGGGAAUCCUGGCCAUGUCGCGCUCCCUCGGGGACUACCCCCUGAAAAACCUGAACGUGGUCAUCCCGGACCCGGACAUCCUGACCUUCGACCUGGACAAACUGCAGCCCGAGUUCAUGAUCCUGGCGUCGGACGGCCUGUGGGACGCCUUCAGCAACGAGGAGGCCGUGCGCUUCAUCAAGGAGCGCUUGGACGAGCCCCACUUCGGGGCCAAGAGCAUCGUGCUGCAGUCUUUCUACCGGGGCUGCCCCGACAACAUCACCGUCAUGGUGGUCAAGUUCAGAAACAGCAGCAAAACGGACGAGCAGUGA
Gracilinanus agilis (Agile Gracile Mouse Opossum) is the source of this 1083-nucleotide messenger RNA. It is a transcript of the gene PPM1L, whose product is annotated as protein phosphatase, Mg2+/Mn2+ dependent 1L. Gene Ontology annotation, biological process: protein dephosphorylation. The coding region runs from base 1 to 1083 and encodes 360 amino acids. The record is from RefSeq and is a predicted model, not a curated record. Gene Ontology annotation, molecular function: protein serine/threonine phosphatase activity; cation binding. Lineage: Eukaryota; Metazoa; Chordata; Mammalia; Didelphimorphia; Didelphidae. The transcript is spliced from 4 exons.